CUUUCUCUCUCUACAAAAGCAAUUUUCUCUCUCUACAGGAAAAUUUCUUAAGCUUGAAUUCUUAAUAUGAGCGGUUGAAACUUCUUCGUCUGCAAGCUAUAAGCUUUCUUCUUCCCUUUUUUUUUAUGCAUAUUUGAGAUCUUAGUGGUAGUCAGUUCCUCUCCUUGUUCCCGUUCCUGUUGUGUGUUGAAGUUGCAGUUCCUGAGGAUAAACCCUACCUAUGGCUGGCCGUUACGACAGGAAUCCUUUCGAUGAGGAAGAAGAAGAAGUUAAUCCUUUCUCUGAUCCUGCAGUGAGAGGCAAAGCAUCUGGGCAGUCAAAGUUUGGUGGAGGUGUAUUUUCAACAAGUACUCCACCCACAUCAAAUUCGAGACUUUCACCACUUCCUCCUGAACCCGCUGGUUUUGGUUAUGAUCGAGAUGCAACAGUUGACAUUCCUCUUGAUGCAGCUUCAGGAGGAUCAAAGUAUCAGGAUUUGAAGAAGAAAGAGAAAGAACUCCAGGCCAAAGAGGCUGAAUUGAGAAGACGGGAGCAGGAUGUGAAGCGGAGAGAAGAUGCUGCAGCACGAGCUGGAGUUGUUCUGGAAGAGAAAAAUUGGCCACCCUUUUUUCCAAUUAUUCAUCAUGAUAUUGGAAAUGAAAUACCAAUUCAUCUACAAAAAUUGCAGUAUGUUGCAUUUGCGACGUUCUUAGGAUUGGUUCUGUGUCUCUUCUGGAAUAUUAUAUCUGUUACUGCAGCAUGGAUCAAAGGGGAAGGUGUAAAGAUCUGGUUCCUUGCCAUUAUCUACUUUGUAGCAGGUGUCCCAGGAGGGUAUGUAUUGUGGUAUCGUCCACUGUAUCGUGCUUUCAGGAAUGAAAGUGCUAUAAAGUUUGGAUGGUUUUUCCUGUUUUAUUUGCUCCACAUUGGCUUCUGCAUCUUUGCUUCAGUUGCCCCUCCGAUAGUUUUCAAAGGGAAAUCACUCACGGGAAUCUUGCCUGCGAUAGAUGUUAUUGGUGAUAAUGUUAUAAUUGGGAUCUUCUACUUCAUCGGUUUCGGACUAUUCUGCGUUGAAUCAUUGAUAAGCCUCUGGGUUUUGCAGCAAGUAUACAUGUAUUUCCGGGGAAGUGGUAAAGCUGCUGAAAUGAAGCGUGAAGCUGCAAGAGGUGCCAUGAGAGCUGCUAUAUGAUGGACCCAUUUCCUGUGCCUAGCCUUCUAUGUUUGGGUGAUACUCUCUGUAAAUUUUGUCAAUUGGAGUGGCAUACUUUCUUUAGGACGCAACUUGGAUAAUAUCUCUACUCUCCACGUGUGGAUUUAAUUGAUACCCUCUAUGUAGAGUGUUUGUCUCAUAUACUUGAAUACUGACACCUACUUGUUACACAAGUUCCAUUGUAGAAAUCUCAAUCGCCAAUGCAUUUACGUGUGGACAAAUUCCCAUCAUAGGGACAAGCAUACAGCAAAUAAAAACGCGUCAAAAAAUCACCUUACGGUAACGUAAUUUACACCAGUUUUUACACCAAAAUCAACCAAGUUUAUACUUUGCCAAACAAACCAUUAGAUGGUUUUGAAGCACACACUAUAUAUAUCUAUUGCACACGGUUUAUCACCAAGAAAGCUUAGAACUCAAC
Rubroshorea leprosula is the source of this 1604-nucleotide messenger RNA. The record is from the annotation of a GenBank genome assembly. Lineage: Eukaryota; Viridiplantae; Streptophyta; Magnoliopsida; Malvales; Dipterocarpaceae.